CACAGCAACACCGGGCGGCUGCGUCAGGAGGACACACUCCACUCUGCGCAAUUACGCGGACUCCUUAACUGGCACAGUGAUGAGAGGAGAAGAAACGGCUUCUUUUUUUGCGGCUCCUGAAGCUCACAAGGUGGAAAUGGACUUUUGAUCGGCCUGGCCACAUCAUCCAGAGGACUUGCUUCGAGCGCUUCACUGCAGUCCAGGGUAGAACAACUGUGACUGUUAUGAUAUGAUUAUUACACACGUGCUCUGAGCACAGCUUCGCAUCGGCGUCUUACAAAGAAGACUUCUUUUUUUUUUCUUUUUCUUUUUAAAUAGCUUUCUUUCUUCUCUAAAAUUGGCUCCCGUACAAACCGCCGCGUUGGAUCCCUCGGCGUACUGCGAGACUCCGGUGUACAACCCGGAUCUCUGCCCCAAUAUGAUCGCUGCGCAGGCGAAGUUGGUGUAUCACCUCAACAAAUACUACAACGAGAAAUGCCAGUCUCGGAAGGCAGCCAUCUCCAAGACCAUCCGGGAGGUGUGCAAGGUGGUGUCGGACGUCCUGAAGGAGGUGGAGGUGCAGGAGCCCCGCUUCAUCAGCUCCCUCAGCGAGAUGGAUAACCGCUUCGAGGGGCUGGAGGUCAUCUCGCCCACCGAGUUCGAGGUGGUGCUCUACCUGAACCAGAUGGGAGUGUUCAACUUCGUGGACGACGGCUCCCUCCCGGGCUGCGCCGUGCUCAAGCUCAGCGACGGCCGCAAGAGGAGCAUGUCCCUGUGGGUGGAAUUCAUCACCGCCUCCGGCUACCUCUCGGCGCGCAAGAUCCGCUCCCGGUUCCAGACGCUGGUGGCGCAGGCAGUGGACAAGUGCAGCUACAGAGACGUCGUCAAAAUGGUCGCCGACACGAGCGAGGUGAAGCUGCGCAUUCGAGACCGAUACGUGGUGCAGAUCACGCCGGCGUUCAAGUGCACCGGCAUCUGGCCCCGCAGCGCGGCGCACUGGCCCCUGCCGCACAUCCCCUGGCCGGGGCCCAACCGAGUGGCCGAGGUCAAGGCGGAGGGAUUCAACCUCUUGUCCAAAGAGUGCUACUCGCUGAACGGCAAGCAGAGCUCGGCGGAGAGCGACGCCUGGGUGCUGCAGUUCGCCGAGGCCGAGAACCGGCUGCUGCUGGGCGGCUGCAGGAAGAAGUGCCUGUCGCUGCUCAAGACGCUGCGCGACCGCCACCUGGAGCUGCCCGGGACGCCGCUCAACAACUACCACAUGAAGAGCUUGGUUUCCUACGAGUGCGAGAAGCACCCCCGGGAGUCGGACUGGGACGAGAACUGCCUCGGCGACCGCCUCAACGGGAUUCUAUUGCAGCUCAUCUCGUGUUUGCAGUGCCGGAGGUGUCCGCACUACUUCCUCCCCAACUUAGACCUGUUCCAAGGGAAGCCGCACUCGGCGCUGGAGAACGCGGCCAAACAGACUUGGCGCCUGGCGAGAGAAAUACUGACCAACCCCAAAAGCUUGGAGAAACUCUGAGGUAAAGGAAAGAAAGAGAGAAAGAAAGGGGAGAUAGUUGACCUCGUCUUUAAAUGUGUGGCCAUGGACCGGACAGACAGAGAGAGAGAGAGAGAGAGAGAGAGAGAGA
This is a messenger RNA of Scophthalmus maximus (turbot), 1607 nucleotides long. RefSeq names its product mab-21-like 1 (gene mab21l1). NCBI's taxonomy places the organism in Eukaryota, Metazoa, Chordata, Actinopteri, Pleuronectiformes, Scophthalmidae. The record is from RefSeq and is a predicted model, not a curated record. The transcript has a single exon. The coding region runs from base 419 to 1498 and encodes 359 amino acids.